ACAUGUGGUACAGCUGAUUGGCGGUUUUGUUGUUGGAAAAGUGAGUAAAAACAAUUUUAAAACAAAUUUUCUUAUUGUUCUCGUUAAUUUCUACACUCUAAAGUAUCAUCGGAUGUGUUUAUAUUGAGUGAAUAAUCAUUAUUGAAAAAAUUCUGACCGCAUUUUCAUCUUUGUUGUCAUAUAUGGUAUUUAUGCAACACGUGUGCCGCGGCAUUAUAAUGAUUUUUAGAUCGUUGAUUAAUGUUUCCAGUAAAUAAUGAGAGUAAUAAAAAUUUUACAUAUUUUUCCUGUGGAAUUAAUUGGAAAAAAAGUUUUAAUAGUUUGAUGGAAGCAAUACAUCAGGUGUGAAAUAUUGUGCAAGUGCCAAGGAAGUGAUUGCGUGAAGCUGGAAACUUGGAAACAAAAUCUAAAGCUGAACUUGAAGGAAUUUCAAUAUAGUUCUUUUGCGUAUUUGCGGAUAUUUGGAGUCAAUGCGGUGACGAUAAAAUUUGAAACGUGAUUCUUUCCACGGAAGCUGUAUAUGCAGUAACGUGCGUGUUUUCGGUGAUGAAGAGUGUAUUUGGACAAUUUUUUAAAGUGAGUGCUUCUUAAUAACAUUGGAAAAAUUCAUCGACAACAUUGUUCCCAGAUUCUAGAAGAAUUUUGGGGAUAGGAUCGUAAAUAAAAAGAACUUUCCCUCGCAACGAUAUUACUUUACUUGAAAGAGAAAACGAUCGCAAGCCGACUCUGUAAUCUGGAUUCAAUCGACCUGCAUUGGCCAAGACAUUUAUCUCGUGGAUAAAUGUACAGGUGAGUCCCGUCAAUUCGCAAAUAUAUAAGCUGUAAGAAACUGUUAUCUGUGAUCGAGCCGCAAGGAUGCAAACUCCUGGAGGGCUCCUGUGAUAAGUAAAUUGAAUUAAGGGAAUUAUUUGUUAUGGACGUUCUCACCUAUAAUAAUCAUCAGGAAAUCGUUCGCGUGAAUUCGAUCGAUGAUGAGGCUGAGCUUGAGUCACAAACCGAUGAGGAUCAAGAGGAUGUUGCAUCCUAUGACGAGGGUUCACUCUGUACAAUCAGCGAAAUUGACGCCACAGGCGAAAAAUCAACAGCACUUCCGUUUCGAAAGAGUCUCUUUGCUAACGUUGCGCCUUACAUUGCCUUUCAAUCCUACGAAUGUAAUGGCUCAAGUUUACCACACGAAGUCACGAAACACUUAAAAUGGCGAUUGAGCACAAUAACACCACAACUUGUUCGACGUACACUCAUCAAUUCUGGUUAUCGAUUGUUAAAAAAAUCCCAAGACUGGUGCGGUACAUGGGGCAAACACAUGACAUCAGUAUCGUUCAAGAGCAUUAAAGAAUCACAGAAAAUCAAUCAUUUUCCCGGUACAUUUCAAAUUGGCCGCAAAGAUCGCCUAUGGCGUAAUUUUAAUCGUAUGAUGAUUAAAUAUGGUAAAAAAGAAUUUGACUUUAUACCACGAACAUAUGUGCUUCCACAGGAUUUAAGGAGUUUUCGUCAAAUAUGGGAGAAGCAGGGCAACAAAGAAAAAUGGAUUAUCAAACCACCGGCAUCGGCGCGUGGCACUGGUAUUCGUGUUGUUAAUAAAUGGUCACAAAUACCAAAGAAACGGCCAAUUAUCGUUCAACAAUAUAUUGCAAAACCAAUGCUCAUUGACGGUGCCAAGUUCGAUCUUCGUCUCUAUGUUCUUGUCACAAGUUUCAAUCCACUUCGCAUCUACCUCUAUCCAAAUGGACUCGUUCGUUUUGCCUCCGUCAAAUACAGCGAUGACAUUAAUUAUCUCAGCGAUCGUUUUAUGCAUCUCACCAAUUAUAGUAUCAAUAAAUCAAGUGCUUCCUAUACAAACAACGAUAGUCCCGAUUCAUGUUCAGGACACAAAUGGACCAUCAAGACAUUGUGGAAUUAUCUUGAGAAACGACAAGUGAAUGUUGAAAAAUUAUGGUCAACUAUGAAGGAAAUGGUGAUUAAAACAAUGAUUGCCGGUGAAUCGUCAAUUAAUGGAUUCACCAAGGCAAACGUUAAUUCAAGAUACAAUUGUUAUGAAUUAUUUGGUGUUGAUAUUCUUCUUGAUGAAAAUUUAAAACCGUGGCUAUUGGAAGUAAAUAUAUCGCCAUCAUUACAAUCGGCAUCGCCAUUGGAUGUUGCUGUUAAGGGUCCAUUAAUUAGAAAUGUAUUCAAUAUUGUUGGCUAUCAAUUGCCAAUAUGUUUGGGACAACAGGAAAUUGAUAAUUUAGCAAAACGUUAUCAAUUUGAACCAGUUUGUCAGGAUUAUCGAUUACAUCGAAUGACAUUGAGCUUUCAGGAACGACAAAAACAAUAUCAAUAUGUUAAUACACAAGAUCGCGAUGAUUAUUUAGAUGAAAUUAUUGAUGAUUUAACGCCCGAUGAUGUGAGACAUUUAAUUGUUUAUGAAGAUGAACUCACGCAAUUGGAUAGGUUUGAGAAAAUUUUUCCCACUGCCACUAGCCAUGAAUAUUUUCAUUAUUUUGAAACGCCGAGAUAUUACAAUAUGUUGCUCGAUGCUUGGGAAGCGAAAUAUGCCAAUAAUCGGGAUGAGGGCAUUGCUCGAUUGCAAAAACUUUGCAAGACUAAGUAUCAUUUGCAGCAUAAUGUUUAGGCUAAAUUAUAUAAAUAUUUAUGUAUACACUGCCAUUGUCACCCUGAUAAAUGCUCUUUCAGUAUAUUAUAAUGAUUUAUAGUUAGAUAGGAUAUGAAUUCUUUUUUUUUAGCUCAUAAAAUUCGUGCCAAAAAUUCAUGAUGAAAAUAAUAUGCUGUCAAAUAUUUUUUAAAUUAUACGGGUGCCAAAAAAAAAUUAAUAACAAAAAUUUACUGAUAUUUAGAAAAUUUUUUCCAUGUCAAAAAGAGAAAGAAAGAAUCUAAUUAAAAAAUACUGGAUUUCAGCUAUGACGCACGACUUUUCGUCGUGUAAAAAAAGAUUAUCUAAAUUAAAAAAAUACUUGUAUUUAAAUUUGAAAAAAAAAUUUUUUACUGAAAUUGAAAAAAUUACUGAAUUUCAACAAAACUUUAAAAAAGGAGAUUUUUUUUAUUUUAAGAUACUAGUACUUAAUUUAAGAAAAGCUUUUUGAUGAAAUUAAGAAAUUUUACUACAUUUCAUUCAAAAGAAAACUUAAUACAAAUUCAGAAUUAAUUUUUGGCAUGGAUUUUUUUUAUGAGUAUAAAUCGAUUAGUAAUUAGCAAAAUCGAUUUUUUUUUUGCAUAAAGUCUUUGCUUUUUUUUACUGAAAAGAAGCGCGAUGUUAGCAAUUAUUAUAGUGUUCAAAAAAAUUAGAAAAAAAUAGAUAAAAAAUACACAGCCAAAUUUUAAUAAUUUUUAUCCGGCUUUAUUCUCAAAUUAAAUAGAAAAUUUAUAGAUGAAAAAAUUUGAAGAAUCAUUUUUUAAAUUCACAUUGUUAAUUCAUUAUUCAUUGUUUUUAUUAAUUACCUGCGAGAUUUGUUCGAAUUUUGUUUUUUUUUGUUUUUAAACGAGUGAUUCAAGUAUGUAAAUGGAUAUUUAUUAUCUCUGCUUUUUUUUAAAAAGAGUAUAUAAAAAUAAAAAUUGUUACUUAAGGAUUUAUUAUUAUUUAAUAAUAAUUAUUGAACUGCCUGUAAUUUUUGAAAAUAUUAAUUUUUAUAAAAAAAAAAUUAUUUUUAACCGCUGGACUGGUAUUUGUCACAAAAAAAAAUAUAAUCUCCGAAACACUGAUAAUUGAAAUAAAAUAUAAAAAUUAUAAAGAUAUUCGAAAAUUUCGAGAGUCUAAAAAAACAAGUUCACGAGAUUUUUGCUAAGAAAUAUCUAAAGAAACAAAAAAACAAAUUGAAAAAAUGUGAUAAAUUGACGUCGAUGAAAAUAUAUACUCUAUUUAUGAGAAUAAUAUUGUUUUCACAUUUCAUCGACAACAAAUUCACGUAAUUUUUGUGCCUUCAUUAUCAGAAUCAUAUAUAUAUUGUCAUCGUGAUAUCCAUGUACUGAAUCUGAUUUUAAUAUACAUCAUUUUUCAUUAA
Molecule: messenger RNA, 3995 nt
Organism: Leptopilina boulardi
Lineage: Eukaryota; Metazoa; Arthropoda; Insecta; Hymenoptera; Figitidae
Product: tubulin monoglutamylase TTLL4-like
Exons: 10
Coding region: 914-2611 (565 amino acids)
Biological process (GO): protein polyglutamylation; microtubule cytoskeleton organization
Cellular component (GO): cilium
Molecular function (GO): tubulin-glutamic acid ligase activity; tubulin binding
Source: RefSeq, a predicted model, not a curated record